This is a messenger RNA of Adelges cooleyi (spruce gall adelgid), 740 nucleotides long. It is a transcript of the gene ND-B22, whose product is annotated as NADH dehydrogenase [ubiquinone] 1 beta subcomplex subunit 9. The coding region runs from base 164 to 598 and encodes 144 amino acids. The transcript has 3 exons. Gene Ontology annotation, biological process: mitochondrial electron transport, NADH to ubiquinone. The record is from RefSeq and is a predicted model, not a curated record. NCBI's taxonomy places the organism in Eukaryota, Metazoa, Arthropoda, Insecta, Hemiptera, Adelgidae.
UAUUUGGCAAUUGAUAACUUUGGAUUUAAGUGUUGACUUUUCACUUUUAAAGAUCAUAUCCGAAGACUACCAGAGUCCAGAACGGAAGUAUUUUUCGUAUUUUUAUGUAUUUCCAUUGAGAUUAAAGUAAUUUUGUUGUAAGUGUGUUUUACUAUCAUUUAUAAUGGCUCACAUCCCAUUUGAAGUAUUUUCACACAAACGACAAGUGUGUUCAUUGUACAAAAAAGCUUGUAGAACUAUUGAAGAUUGGUAUCAUUACAGACCAUUAAUGCGAAUUAAUGUCAUUCGUCUAAGAAAGCGCUUUGAUGAUAACAAGAAUAUCAUUGAUGUAAUAAAAGCUCAAGAAUUACUCAAAAAGGGAGAGAAAGAAUUAUGGUCUAAUCAACAUUAUUAUCCUCAUCAAUUUCCGACUUCACCUGGUGGAACAGCUUAUGAACGCGACUGUUUCCCUCCAGAUUGGGUUUUAGACAGUUGGCAUCCUUUGGAAAAAGCUCAAUAUCCUAAGUACUUUGCAAAACGAGAAGAACUUAAAAAGGAAUAUACAGCUAUAUGGGAAAAACGUUGGGGCAAACCAUUUAUACCACAUGAUGAACAUUAAGUUAAUUGUUCUAUUCAAACAUGUUUAGUUGAUUCAUCUCUUAAUAAUUAUAGCAACUUUAUUGAAAAUAUAUUAUGUAUGUAAAUUUAAUUAUUAACUUAGAUUUCUGAAUAAAAUUACCAAGUUUCAGUGUACACAGAAA